CCAGUUGAUUUAGUUGCUAAUUGAUAACAAGUUAGGUACAUAAACGGAUAUCAUUCAGUCGUAGUGAGAUAUAGUGUCGACGUGAGCGCAACAUGUGGAGUAAAAGUGUUACAACAGCUGUUAACAAAAUAAACUAUUGUGAUACAUCAAGAUUCGCGCGCUACAUCCAGUCAGCAUCCAAAGACAGUUAUGUCAAACACCCAGGUGCCGAACCCCUCAACUACGACACCUAUGGACAAGUCUUGCAGAAGACUGUGGAGAAGUAUCCUGGACGAGUAGCCGUCAGGUCACUUCACGAAGAUGUUACCUUUACUUAUGAUGAACUGUUGACACAGGCGGAUUCGUUAGGGUGUGCUUUGCGUGCCCAUGGUUUAGAGAAAGGAGAUAGGAUCGGUUUGUGGUCACACAACACAGCGACGUGGGUCGUCUCACUGUUGGCUGCGGCGAGGGUGGGCCUCAUUGCGGCAUUACUCAACCCCGUGUUUGAAGCACCCGAGCUUAGUUUCAUUAUGAAGAAGACCGGCAUGAAAGCUCUGGUGAUACCAGAGAAGCUUCCGAACAGAGACUACUACACAAAGCUUAAGGGCUUACUCCCAGAGUUAGGCAAUACUAAGCCUGGCUCCCGUAUCUCUAGGGACUUCCCUAAUUUGACUACUGUUGUUAAUACUGGAAACGAGAAAUUACCAGGCACACUGUCAUAUCAGUCUCUCAUUACACACAAUAACAAUGAUGUCUCAAAAUACUGUAACGAAAUCAAAUAUGAGGAUGGCUGCCUCCUACACUUAACUUCUGGUACCACAGGGGACCCCAAAGCUGGCUUAGAUUCACAUCUAGGUAUCGUAAAUAAUACAUAUUUUAGCGGAGUAAGAAACACGUUCAACGAAUAUCAUCAUAAAGUUUGUAUCCAAGUGCCACUAUUCCAUGCCCUCGGCUCCAUCAUCACAGCCCUGGCGGGGAUCCAGCACGGGAGCACUUUGGUCCUCGCAGCCCCUACCUACAAUAUACAAGCCAAUCUUGACACGCUGUAUGCUGAGAAUUGUACCUCAAUCACGGGGACUCCGACGAUGUACGUGGACAUGUUGGCGCAGGUCCAGACCAGGGCAUCGCCCCCGCCCUCGUUGAAGUUUGCGCUCGCCGCCGGCGCGCCUUGCAGUCCCCUCAUCAUACGGAACAUGCAGAAAUACCUCAAUGUAGACACUGUGGGGUGUCUGUACGGGUUGACUGAGACAACAGCAGCUGUGUUCCAGUCGCACCCCGGGGACAGCAUAGACCUUGUGGCAGAGACCGUGGGCCACGUCCACGACCAUUGUGAAGUUAAGGUGAUCGACGACAAUGGUAAACCAGUACCGAUGGGCAGCGAAGGCGAGCUGUGCACGCGCGGGUACAACAACAUGAUGGGAUACUGGGACGAGCCUGAGAAGACCAGACAGACCAUCACAGAAGACGGCUGGGUUCUAACUGGUGACAAAUUCAAAUUAACCGAAGAUGGAUAUGGCAUCAUAGUCGGGAGACUGAAGGACAUCAUCAUCAGAGGAGGGGAGAACAUCGCACCUAAAGAGAUUGAAGACCUAUUGAAUACUCACCCCGAUAUUGUCGAGAGUCAGGUGGUGGGAGUAGCAGAUGAGAGGCUCGGAGAAGAGCUGUGUGCCGUACUCCGAGUGAGAGAAGGCGUGACACUAACCACAGAUGAUAUCAGGCGCCAUUGUGACGGACGCCUCGCCAAGUUCAAGAUACCAAGAAUGUUGAAAUUUACCGACGAAUUCCCAAAAACUACCUCCGGCAAGAUACAAAAGUUCAAAGUUAAGGAUUUGGUUGAAAAGGGGAAAAUAUAAAUGUUGUAAAUAGA
Molecule: messenger RNA, 1846 nt
Organism: Plodia interpunctella (Indianmeal moth)
Lineage: Eukaryota; Metazoa; Arthropoda; Insecta; Lepidoptera; Pyralidae
Gene: Acsf2
Product: Acyl-CoA synthetase family member 2
Exons: 12
Coding region: 93-1832 (579 amino acids)
Biological process (GO): fatty acid metabolic process
Molecular function (GO): medium-chain fatty acid-CoA ligase activity
Source: RefSeq, a predicted model, not a curated record